AUGCAGCACGACAUUUCAAAACUCAUGACCGGUCAGUGGUCAACCCGGAAAAAGGAAAAUGACGUAAAAGAAGCUACGAAGCUACCCCUCUUACUCUCACAGGCCAUGGAAGGCCGCCCGAUUACAUCGCGAAGUCAAUUUCUGGCGCUGCCUCCAGAAAUCCUGACAGAGAUCAUGGCCUUGAUUGCCAACGACAAAGCUGCGCUAUCUGCUCUCGCUUUAGUAAACAGCGAUUGUAGACAGCUAGCUCGUUCUUAUCAAUUUGUCGAGGUUUGCUUUGAUUACGGACCGCGAUCAAGAAGGCUUUUACAGCGGCUUGUGGAUGAAGCACAUAUUAGAGCAGAUACUGCCAGCGGCACUCCAGCUCCUCUAUUUAUUGGCUCUUGUAUUCGUCAAGUCAAAGUUCAACCUGAGCCGCGACACGUUGCUGCUGCGCACAAAGAUCUCUGGGCGGCCAGCUCGGGAGAUCCUAACUGUAUUCUGUCACAGCAACAAAUGGAUGAGCUGCGCAACAAUGCAGCAUAUAAGUACCUCAUCAAGUACCGCCAACCUAUCCUCAAGGUGCUGACUGAGGCAAUGCCCCAUCUUGAUAGCCUCUUGUGGAAUGAUGAGAUGUGCCUCGACAUCGAGGCCAUGAGGACAUUGGCAAGUCUGCCCUUGCAGAAUCUCGAGUUUUCCGGAGCCUACAUCGGAGUACCAUUUUCUCUAGAAUCUCCGUUGGUCUCACACGCCGCAAAGUUGCAAUCACUUUCUCUGGGCAUCAGCUCGUGCAAAGAGGCCAUGCAUGCGGAAGGCAAGCCAAAGAAAUCUAAGAAACUAUCGUCACUCAUAUCACGCUUCCUUCAGCAUAACUGUGAAUCACUGGAGAGUCUCACAAUUCAAUCCUCCGGUAAAAAGGCUGAAAAAUUCAGAGGUCAUGAGACAAUGACGUUUCCCCGUCUUCGCUAUCUCGACCUUGCCUCUGGCACGAGCUAUCCCGACCUGGCAGCUUGGUCGUCGUUCUUGUCUGCACCGCUGAGACACCUGUCACUCCCUCUGAAUGGUCUAAACACCUCUAAACAAUACAUGUCCGAUUGCCCAACGUUUCAAGACCUUGAAACGCUGGUUGUACCGUCUCUCUCUAUGGAUAUGGAAUUCGCAAAGCCGAUCGCGGAUUUUGUCUUGCGGCAUUCUCAUGUCAGCAAACUCUCUGUCCAGAACAGCACACCCUAUCUUCUGGACCAGCACAUUCUUCCAGCCUUGGCCAAUGAACAAUGGUCAAACCUUACUUCCCUUUCAAUAUCAUGGCGAUAUCCAGCAAAUAUCACAUCUUCAGACACCCAGCAAGUCUAUACCCACAUCGCCGCAGAAUCACUAGCCGUUAUUACUCGUAUCAAGUCAUUAGAGCAGCUUUGCCUCAGCGCUGGUGAGGCUAUUGGUGAGGCUGCUGGCUGGCGUCAGUAUUGGCUCCCCGACCAUGAUGACUUGCGUAUGCGACUCCAAGGCUUGGAUAAUCUCCAAAAGCUUGCCUUCUCAAGAGAUACAUAUAUGAUUCCGGAUGAGAUACCAUUUCGGGAUAUCGAAAGCUACUACGACGACCGGUGGGUGACACAGGCAGAGUUCGAUGACGCUUUAUCACUCCCGCAUUUUGGUCCAGCCAAUCAAGGUCGUUUGAGACUUAGACAGAGACAUGGUGCCCGCGCAGCUGAUUCGGUUGAUGACGAUGAUGUUGACGACUACGGUUUUGAAAGAGAAGACUACGAAAUCAACGUCCAUGUGGAUGUCGGUAAUUUUGCUCCUAACGACAUGGUCUGGGAGCGUGCUCAUCUUUACCGCAUGCUCAAGGAAGCAGAGCAAUAUGCCACGGUCUUACCAAGUUUGAAAUGGGUCUUUUGCGGCCAGCGGCCAAUGUCAGUCGAGGCAACGGAGGGAUCGGAGGAGAAAAUAUUCAAAGCCACGCCGUUGACUGAGCAGAGAGAUUCUCUUGGGGAAAUCUUGGUCCCAAUCUUUGAAAUGAAAGGAGGCAACUGA
Molecule: messenger RNA, 2010 nt
Organism: Trichoderma breve
Lineage: Eukaryota; Fungi; Ascomycota; Sordariomycetes; Hypocreales; Hypocreaceae
Exons: 1
Coding region: 1-2010 (669 amino acids)
Source: RefSeq, a predicted model, not a curated record